CUCUCUGGCGUAUUUGUGAACCUUAUGCGCCUCCUAACCUCCACAACCUCUCUCUCCCCCCAAUCCUCCUAAAGCAUAACGCCAACAUACAACCCCAAGAACACAGAUUGGGGAUAACGAAACUCCGAGGAUUCAACCCAAAUCGACGAAGAUAACAUCUUCGGAGUUUCGUUUAUCCAAUUCUAUCUCUCGGGUCGGAUUCUGUUCCAGCAUCGAUUGCCCAUCUCUCAUUCUCCAGCUCCAAAACGGUUAAAGAGCCAUACGCCUCGGCCCGGAGUUGAACAGACUCAGGAGCAGUAGGUUUUAGGUUAAUGUGGUAAAUUAGAUGUGCUGAGAGUGAUGAGACUUUAUCUCCCAUAUCAAAUUUCGGGUCUGGUUUUCUUUGGGAGGGUGAUUGAAUCAAGGGUAUUUUACAUAAGGAGCUAAAAUGCGGUCCGGGAUACUUCCCAGGGUGAACACUGCUGUAUGUUCUAGUAUUUGGAGAGUGAUUGGCGGGAGCAGGCCAGGGAAUUCGAAAACUUUUCUACCUUGUCGUGGGAAAUUCUUUUCUCGGAGUUCAGGGUUGUCUUGUAGUUUACCGUAUUCAACCCUUUUGAUAUCAGACGCAACUAGACAUAGUUCCAGUCCUCUGCGUAAGGGAAAAUUUAUGGCUGCUUCAAGUUCGGCACCUGUCUUUGGAGAUGUUUAUGUUGAUGACUUAAUUUCAAGUUGCAGCAAUUCAUUAGACUUGUCAAAACCUACGGGUGUUUAUUUUAAUGAUAGACGGCAGAGCAGUUUCCAGAAAGCUAGCUUGAGUUUGAGAAAAAAGGAAUCAUUCAACAGCCAUCUGAUCUCUGUGCAUGUUGGUCCUUGGUUGAGAAAUUUUCAUACCACAUCUUCUAUGUGCUACGCUACUGGUGCUGCUCAUAAUGUGACAUUUGAUGGAAACUCCAAUGAUGAACAACCUGCAAAUUCCACCAUUUUGUCUGACCAACCAAAAGCUCUGAAGCUGCUUUCAGGAUCAUGUUACCUGCCACAUCCAGAUAAGGAGGCGACAGGAGGAGAGGAUGCCCAUUUUAUUUGUGAAGAUGCACAAGCAAUUGGUGUAGCAGAUGGUGUGGGUGGAUGGGCAGAUGUAGGUGUCAAUGCAGGAUACUUUUCUCGUGAACUUAUGUCUCAUUCAGUGAGGGCUAUUCAAGAGGAGCCUGAGGGCUGCUUUGACCCUGCCAGGGUAUUGGAGAAGGCCCACUCAUGCACCAAAGCAAAGGGUUCUUCAACAGCUUGCAUCAUUGGCCUAACGGAAAAGGGACUACAAGCUAUCAAUCUUGGGGACAGUGGAUUCUUAGUUGUUCGAGAUGGAUGUACCGUCUUCCAAUCCCCCGUGCAGCAACAUGGCUUCAAUUUUACAUAUCAGCUGGAAAGUGGCAGUGGGGCUGAUUUACCAAGCUCUGGACAGGUAUUUUUGAUUCCUGUUGCCUCUGGGGAUGUCAUCAUAGCAGGAACGGACGGCUUGUUUGACAACUUGUAUAACAACGAGAUUACUGCUGUUGUUGUUCAUGCGGUAAGAGCUGGCUUUGCACCACAGGUAACUGCUCAGAAGAUAGCAGCUCUGGCGCGCCAGCGAGCACUGGACAAGAACAGGCAGACGCCAUUUUCAACGGCUGCUCAAGAAGCAGGGUUCCGUUAUUACGGAGGCAAGCUUGAUGACCUUACCGUUGUUGUGUCCUAUGUAACUGGCCCCACUAAGGUGUGAGUGAGUCUUGUAAUCCGGGUGUAGAGAACCCAUUUCGGUUGUAAAUCUGUUCUUUACAUCUGUUUGUAAGGUGGCUGAUGGAGCUGAGAAGCUCAUUACUCUUGAUUUUCCAUGAAACCCACCGAGAGCUGUAAUUCCAUGGGUUUUAUCGAUUGCUAUCUGAGAUAUGAUUUUCAUUA
Molecule: messenger RNA, 1911 nt
Organism: Pyrus x bretschneideri (Chinese white pear)
Lineage: Eukaryota; Viridiplantae; Streptophyta; Magnoliopsida; Rosales; Rosaceae
Product: probable protein phosphatase 2C 80
Exons: 5
Coding region: 428-1732 (434 amino acids)
Source: RefSeq, a predicted model, not a curated record